This is a messenger RNA of Calypte anna (Anna's hummingbird), 2275 nucleotides long. RefSeq names its product transmembrane and coiled-coil domains 4 (gene TMCO4). The record is from RefSeq and is a predicted model, not a curated record. The coding region runs from base 47 to 1870 and encodes 607 amino acids. The transcript has 14 exons. NCBI's taxonomy places the organism in Eukaryota, Metazoa, Chordata, Aves, Apodiformes, Trochilidae.
CGAGGCGGCUCCACUCUGAGGCCAGGCAGGUGCCUGACAGGUAAGAAUGGCUUCAGGAGAGAAGUGGAAAAGCUUGGCUUCUAAACAGCCUGGCAAGGCUGAAGGGGCUGGUGAAGAGGAAGCCCGUGUGCCUCUGAGCCUGCAGCUGGACCAACCGGGAAGAUUUGCUUGUGCAGCGCUCUGUGGGAUAUCCCUAGCCUGGCUGUUCCCUGGAGAGGAGCAAAGCUCCUUCAGGACGGACUUCAUUAAGGGCUUUGUGAAAUGGCUGGACCUCCCUGGAACUGUCUUACCUGCCAUGACAGCAUUUGCUAGUGGCUUAGGAGGUGAGAGCGCAGAAACUUUUGCUGAAAUCUUGCUGAAGGAUCGUUUCUUGAGAGAAAAUCCAGUUGUCAUUACCCAAGACCUUCUGUCCUUCUCUCUUAGAGAUGGGUACUAUGAUGCUCGAGCAAGGGUGUUGAUCUGCCACAUCACCUGGCUGCUGAGAAUCCCUUUGGAAGAGCUGGAAGCCCUGGAGGAAUCUCUGGUUGAGAGCCUGAAGGAACAAAAAGAGGAAGAGUCUGAAAAUGCAGAGUUAUUGAGAAAAAAGAAGGAAAGAACAAAAAAGCUGAAGAGAUACCUGCUGAUUGGGUUGGCAACCGUUGGAGGUGGAACAGCGAUCGGCUUGACAGGAGGUCUUGCUGCCCCUCUGGUUGCUGCGGGAGCUGCUGCUGUCAUCGGGAGUGCUGGAGCAGCUGCUUUGGGUUCGACUGCUGGGAUUGCUGUCAUGGCAUCGCUCUUUGGAGCAGCUGGAGCUGGGCUGACUGGAUACAAGAUGAAGAAGCGUGUGGGAGCAAUAGAAGAGUUUGAAUUCCUCCCACUUACUGAAGGAAAGCAGCUUCGUAUCACCAUAGCAAUUACUGGAUGGCUGUGCACUGGCAAAUAUGGGAGCUUUACAGCACCAUGGAGCAGCAUGCUGCACUCCAGUGAGCAGUAUUGUUUGGCCUGGGAAUCCAAGUAUUUGAUGGAGCUUGGCAAUGCCUUAGAUUCCCUGCUGAAUGGUUUUAUGAACCUGAUGGCUCAAGAAGCCCUAAAAUUCACUGUCUUGUCAGGUGUUGUGGCAGCCUUGACUUGGCCAGCUUCACUCUUGACUGUGGCCAAUGUCAUUGACAACCCCUGGGGAGUGUGUCUCCAUCGGUCUGCUGAGGUGGGAAAACACUUAGCAAGGAUCCUGCUCAGUCGACAGCAGGGCAAGCGACCUGUCUCACUGAUUGGCUUUAGUCUGGGUGCAAGAGUCAUUUACUUCUGCCUGCAGGAAAUGGCUCAAGAAGAAGACUCUCAAGGGAUCAUUGAAGAUGUGGUCUUACUGGGAGCUCCAGUGGAAGGAGAAGCCAAGCACUGGAAAGCUCUGAUGAAGGUGGUGUCGGGCAGGAUCAUAAAUGGUUAUUGCAGGGGGGACUGGCUGCUGAGGUUUGUCUACAGAACCUCCUCUGUCCAGAUCAAAGUUGCAGGCCUCCAGCCAGUUGACCUGGAUUGCAGGAGGAUGGCAAACAUGGACCUUUCAUCUGUAGUAAAUGGCCACCUGGACUACAUGAAGCAAAUGGACACCAUCCUAAAAGCUGUGGGCAUUAAAACCAAGGACAGCCAUCUGGAAGAGAAGGGCAGCAGUGGUCUUUCCUUCCCUCUAUCCAAGAAAUCCCAGCAGGCAGCAGGCAGCCAGACUGGGAAAGAGGCAAACUCAGUGCAAGAGGAGGAUGUAGCUGAUGUUGAAGCUCUCCCAGCCAUCCACACUCACCACCAGGAUUCUCCCAGCUGCCUCCAGGGAGGAACCUUGCUCCCCUGCCCAGACUGUGCACAGAGCAGGGAACAGGCAGCAGGUGAAGCUGUGGAUUAGAGCUCUUCAUGUUGGGCAGUGGUGCUCAGCCAAUACUAAAACUGCUGUCAAAGCACUGCCCAUUGCACUGGGAUUCCCAAAGGAGCUGUUGGUUGAGCUGACAGAGCUGUAGGUGCAGUUUUCAGAGCCUGGAGUCAGUCACUGGAUCAAACCUUUCGGAGCAGCCACCCACAGCAUCACCCACAGAUGAGAAUGGGCUGACUCCUGCCUGACUCAGUGGUGCUCCUCAGGAAGCAGUGCCACUACCCUCCUGGGUUUGUUCUGGAGGGAAGCAGCUGUCACCAUGAGGGGCUGUGCCUCUGCUAUGUCACUCGUGGGAAAGCAGGUGGCUCUGUGGGUAUUUUUAAGCCUGUCAUGAAGAAGGGCUCAUUAGUAGGACAUUAAAACCAGUUUUCCACCAGCAGG